AUGCCACAGUUUGGAGACAGAGCGUGUGAACUUCACAACAAAAGGCCUCAAAACAUCAGAACUCUGAGAACAGGACUCAGUAACAUGCAACACUUCUCUGACUCUAAAUCGAACAUGAGCGUGCCUCGAUCCCCUCCAGCAGCAGACUCAUACCAGCAGGGCAGCAUCAGGAUGAUCCUGGAGAACGCAGACCUCUGGAAGUCCUUUGACCACAUCGGAACAGAGAUGAUCAUAACAAAGCAUGGGAGGAGAGUGUUCCCCCACUGCAGCGUCAGUCUGACCGGGCUCCAGCCUUUUGCCAAUUACAUCGUCAUGAUGGACAUGGUUCCCGUAGACAGCUUCAAAUACAAGUGGAAAAAGGAUCAGUGGGAGGUCGCAGGGAAGGCAGAGCCCCAGCCCCCGUGUCGGACAUUCAUGCACCCGGACUCCCCUGCCACAGGAAGUCACUGGAUGAAGCAGUCGCUCUCUUUCCUAAAGGUGAAGCUCACCAACAACACCUUGGACCAGCACGGCCACAUCAUCCUGCACUCGAUGCACCGCUACUUCCCCAGGUUCCAUGUGAUACAAGCAGACAGUCCCUACACCGUCCGCUGGGGACCCUUCCAGACCUUCUCCUUCCCUGAGACGUCCUUCACUUCAGUGACGGCCUACCAAAACCCAAAGAUCACCAAAUUGAAGAUUGACCACAACCCUUUCGCAAAGGGGUUCAGAGAGGGAGGCACCCACUCCCACGGCAAAAGGUGUCGGAAUGGAAGCCCUCCUGCAAAGAGAGCCACGCUGGACAGGAAGGCUCUUUGUAGCACAUCUCCAGACCUGCAGAGGAUGCCCUCCACCUCUCAGUCGGUGCAGGCGGAGAAGGAUGAGGCCUCCGUGCAGCCGUCACCGAAAGGGGGUCAGCUCUCGGCCUGGGCGGUGGAGCAGGACCCGUCGGAGAGGCUCCACGCUGAGCCCCUGGAGCUGCACGAGUACGACUACAGCUGCGAAGAACAGAUGGUGCCUGCAUCCGUGGCACACCAGCCCUACAGAUCUGUGGAGUUCGCCAGAUUCCCCUUCCCGUCCAAUGAUGUGGAUCCAGCGCUCCCCCUCGUCCACCCCCCUCCUCACACACUCUCCACAGCGGAGCACGGAGCCCAACCACCACACACCUACCACCACCACCAUCAGCACCACCAUCACCACGGCAACACAGCGGACUGGAGCCAGUACCCUCUCUUCUCGUACUCCUGUUGGUGAACUUUGACCCUUUGCAAUGGGGACAGCGUCAAUGGAGGAUAAUGUCACUAAGGCCUUGAAAAGAAUGAAGAAAUGCUUUUGUUAUGAGCGGACCAGAAACGGAUAGUCCACUCCUAUGGUUUGUGUUAAACAUGUGUACAAAGUUUCACAUAUGUCCAGGACCUCAUGUGUAACCUGGGCAGAAAUCAGGGUUUUCUAAAAUUUAGAUUUAUGUUCCUGCAAACGUGCUUGAGCUUUCACAGGUGUCUGUUGUAAAUAGAUGAGCAGUAUAUAGAUUACUGUUUGUUUUUAGACGUAUAUACUGUAUAUUGAGCUGUUUUCAGAAGGUAAAUAAGUGAGAAAUAAAAUC
Messenger RNA from Hippoglossus stenolepis (Pacific halibut), 1582 nucleotides. RefSeq names its product T-box-containing protein TBX6L. The record is from RefSeq and is a predicted model, not a curated record. Bases 1 to 1233 code for a protein of 410 amino acids. Gene Ontology annotation, cellular component: nucleus. The transcript has 10 exons. Gene Ontology annotation, biological process: regulation of transcription by RNA polymerase II; positive regulation of DNA-templated transcription; cell fate specification. Gene Ontology annotation, molecular function: RNA polymerase II cis-regulatory region sequence-specific DNA binding; DNA-binding transcription factor activity, RNA polymerase II-specific. NCBI's taxonomy places the organism in Eukaryota, Metazoa, Chordata, Actinopteri, Pleuronectiformes, Pleuronectidae.